Branchiostoma belcheri (Belcher's lancelet) is the source of this 748-nucleotide messenger RNA. Its product is annotated as perlucin-like protein. The transcript is spliced from 3 exons. The annotation marks the transcript as partial. NCBI's taxonomy places the organism in Eukaryota, Metazoa, Chordata, Leptocardii, Amphioxiformes, Branchiostomatidae. The record is from RefSeq and is a predicted model, not a curated record.
CAAUUACAGCAGGUUGCAGACGUUCAAACUGUGCUGAUAGCUCAACAGGCACAGAUCACACGACUUCAAAACGACUCCCAAAGUGCUGAGAUUCACCUGUUGAACCUAUUAGCUGAACAGAAGAAGAUCACAGACAGUCUGAAGAACCGAGUUGCUCAGCUUGAGGAGAGGAUCAGGACCACUGACGGUGCCGUAACUUGUCCAGCACGUUACUGGCUGUUCAACGGGAACUGUUACCGCUUCUCCAUCGACCAGAAACCGUACAACGAGUCACAAGCGAUCUGUCACGAAGAAGGUGGCCAUCUAGCAACAGCGAAGAACAACGAGACCCACAACUUCCUGGCCAAUCACGUGAGAAAUACAACUAAACAAAACACCUGGAUUGGACUGAGUGACCUGGAGAAUGAAGGGCUCUGGGUUUGGGACGACGGCACUUUGUUGGUUGGUGAAGGAAUCUGGGGAACAAACGAGCCAAACGGUGGCACAAGGGAAAACUGUGCUCACAUCUACCCAUCUAAGGACUACCGGUGGAACGACAGUACAUGCCCCAGCUCUUACUACUACAUCUGUGAAAUCCGUGGCUAGACCAUAGCUACUAUAGUACUUCAUGUACCUGUAGACAACUGAAGACAACAGUGUUUUGACAUUUUUCUCUUAAGCACUAUCCAUAGAUUCACAAGAUGAGAAAAUAAGGUUUAUAAUGGCCCCCUGCCUUUAUGCACAAUGGCAUGGCACUUGGCACAACAAU